CAAACCCUACCCCACAUCCACAUCCAGAUGAGCCACCAGGCCGGCGGCGACGAGAUGGCCCUCCGCCGCCGCCACCCGUCGACGGCCGCGCCGCUGGAAGACGAGGACCUCCUCGGGGAGAUCCUCCUCCGCGUCCUCCCCCCGAUGCCCUCCUCGCUCCCCCGCGCCUCCCUCGUCUCCAAGCUAUGGGGAGGCGUCGCCGCCGCCCCCUCCUUCCGCCGCCGCUUCGUCGCCCACCACCGGAGACCCCCGGUCCUCGGCUUCUUCGAGAAGCGCGACGGGAAGCUGGUCUUCACACCCAUCCUCGACCCCCCCGACCGCAUCCCUCGCGCGCGCUUCUCCCUGCGGCCCGGCGGCGACGGCGACGAUUUUUGUGGCCCGUUCAAUUCCUGGGUUCUGCUCGGGUGCCGCCACGGCUGGGUCCUUAUCGUCAUCCGGUUUCGGCCUAUGCUCCUCGUGUUUCAUCCUGUCUCCGGUGACUGCCGCAGCGUGGACAUUCCGUCAGAUUUCUUACAGUGCGUGCGCGACUUCAGCGGAGCCGUGCUCUGCGCUGCGGGCGACGACCAGGGCCACGUGCACGGAGACUGCCACUCGUGCCCCUUCAAGGUUGUCUUGGUAGGCACCAGACAGAAACAAGAUCUAACCGUCGCCUGGGUUUACUCCUCAGAGACCGGCAUGUGGGGAGAUCAAGUUUCGACGACGCAACCAUGUGCCGGUUUGGUCUACCAUCUCCCCGAUAUGGUUAACCGUCUCCCCUGCACGCUUGUGGGCAAUGUCCUCUACUGGUUGUUGCAUGGGUCGGACAAUGGCAUACUCGAGUUUGAUUUGGAUAGCCAGAGACUAGCUGUGAUAGAGAGGCCUUCAAGUGCGGGCAUCAACCGCGGCAACAGUCGGAUAAUCAGGUUAGAGGAUGGCAAUGUUGGCCUCGCUGUAUUUUUGUAUCCGAGCUUCAAUAUGUGGAAACGCAAGGUCAGUAGUCAGGGUGUUGCUUCAUGGGUGCGGCACAAGAUUAUUGACAUUCACAAGAUCAUUGGUCUGCCACGUCGGAUUAAGACAGGGAAGGGAGCUAUAGUGGGGUACUCCGAGGAUGCUAACGCGGUUUUUAUAUCGGUGUCUGGCUAUUUACAAUACUAUGCCUUCAUUGUUCAACUUGAGUCCAUGCAGUCCAGGAAACUUAAUCAAAUAUUACUCGAGAAUUCCUACCAUCUGUUCGCAGAUUUCUAUACUGCAGGUACAGUUCCAGCCGUUCAGCCAACACAGCAGCAAAGUACUGUUCCAGCAAUUGAGCCACCACAGCUGUAUGGUGGUCGCAUGAUUCAGUUGAUCAGUAGGAUUUUCGUCUGCACCAGGUAUACAAUUUUUAAAUUGCUUCCUUUGUAUAUUCAGCUGAGCAUACUUUGUAUCACCAUGAAUCAUAUGAUAACUUCAUCAAUUGCAGAGUCAUAGUUAAUGUUUUUAUAUGAUUUUUACAUUGGACUCAUACAUGAAGACUAGAGAAAAUGAAAAGUAAAUAGUUUCUAAGUAAAAUACUCCCAGUAUAUUUGAUUCACAUGGCCAGCUGCUCCAAAUUGCGUCUAACUAGUUAUCUCAGUGCUUCCAAAAUUCAUGUGUCAUUUUCAUUUGGAUUUGGUUCUCUUAUCAGCAUUUGGUGGUUUUCCCUUCUCAUAUCUGACUGUAAUGUGGUGUAAGAACUGGUUAUAUUCCGUUGAGCAAUUAAUGGAAAGGUGUGAAGGCCCGGUUGGGAGAAAAAUCAGCACUUGGUUGUAUGACUUGAAUAGGAGAACAGUGGGCAGGUAAGCAGUACGUAGUAAGAAAAAGGGCAUGCUAAUUUAGUUUUCGUUAGUUUUCACUGUUAUUACCAUCUGUUUGCAGCUUCCUAAAAAUGAGUGGUGUCAUGAUCAUUUGACAGAAUGAAGAAAAUAAAGGAACAUAGGCCGAUAGGAAUGGAACUUGUGAGUUAGUAGUACCUUGCUUUAAGCGAAAACGUUAAUUUUCCUGUUUGUACGGCAGCAAUACAUAUCAGUAAAAGCAAAAGAAUGUUUAUGAAGCAGUUUUCGACGUGGUAACAGAUUAUCAGUAAAACCAAAGCAUGCCAUAGCUAUACACUGAAUUUUUUUUGAAUCAUAACUUUGCUUCUAUAUCAGAUGCAUAGUGUUCUCCAAAAUAUGUAUGUGCUCCCAUAUUGGUAUUUUUUUACGAGGUGAGAUCUUAUGCUCUGUUGUACCAAUCAACCAGUUCGUUAUUUUUGCUACAUGUAUUAUAAUUAUGGAUGUUAUAAAAUUGGUACUUUCCAUUUGCGGCAGUUUCCUUGAUUCGGUAGUUGCAUUGUGUGCAUCAGUACGUUGCUCGAUGGAUUAGUUCUCCAGCUCAUAUCAGUAGUGUAGGCCACCAUUUAGCUUUUGGAUCCAGAAGUUGGAGAAGUUGGUGAAGUUGCAGCUUCUUAGGGUGUGUUUGGUUCAGAACGAAGUGUAAUGGAAUGUCGUCGUUCCAGUCCACUAGAAUUGGUCGGUUCUGUCCUUGUGUUUGGUAGGGGCAACUCAAAAUGGAAUGGUUACAUUUUGGUGUUUGGUUUUAGAGACGGAAUAAAAUGGAUACGUUCAUCUCACCUUCAGUUAGAUUCGUUUUCAGUCAAACAAAAAUCGCGGAAUAAAGUGGUCAUCCAUCCAUCAUGCAACAAAGGCAUAUAAACGUUGAAUUGGAUUUCAGAACAUGAGUGUUAGCAUAGAUUCAUGAACCGAAGGCUUGACCGCUUGAGCACUCUCUGCCAAAAACAAAUCACAGAGAAAAACAAAAAAUGAAAAGAUUGGGACUCAAGCACAAGAUGAAUAGCAGCCACCCAAAUACCAAAGUUUGGAUCUGAUUGCUACAAGAAAAAGGUGCUUCUUUUCUGAUUUCACUCCUGGCGGGGCGUGCUCAGGGGAUGCCAACAGCCGGCGCUUGGAGCGGCUGCUCCAGCAAGCGUGGUGGCUUGGUGCUUCCCGGCGUGUUGCGCGAGCACGGCGACAGCAUGGCCUCCCCGGCCUUGCUCGUAUCAUCUUCCUUGGCCUCCGCCGGCUCGACACAACUGGUGCACGGAGUGCGGAUGUGGUGCCCGAGUCUGCUAUGUACUGGUGGCGGUAUCCUCCACCGGCGACGAACGCCCGCCUCAC
Molecule: messenger RNA, 3149 nt
Organism: Triticum aestivum (bread wheat)
Lineage: Eukaryota; Viridiplantae; Streptophyta; Magnoliopsida; Poales; Poaceae
Exons: 3
Coding region: 28-1446 (472 amino acids)
Molecular function (GO): protein binding
Source: RefSeq, a predicted model, not a curated record